GGGCAGCACAUUUCCUCACACAGCUGCACGCAGCUGCAUAACCUGUUGUAACCUGAAAAAACCAGAGGAAUCGCAUUGAUUGGGCGAGGAUAUCAUCAUGCCUCCUAUGUAGCGUGUUUUUUUUCAUGCAAAAUUUCAUCGAAUGUUUUGUCAAAUAUUGAUAGUUUCAAUUGGGAUCUUUGGAGAUAAGUCACGUGUGAUAACAUUCUGAUAUCAAUAUUGAAUGUAUUGAAUCUUGCAGUGCACUCAGUGUUUUAAGAAUAUCGUUCACGUCGAAGGGUAGUUGGCAUUUAAAGAAAACCCAAGAAGUAAAAAAAGAUUUCUUAGUAUGUCAAUUUACUUUGAUUACAAUGCGACUACUCCCCUUGCUCCCAGUGUUAUUGAAAAAAUUGGAGAGGCUUUAAGAACAAAAUGGGGAAACCCAAGUUCUAGUUAUAGUAUAGGCAUAAAUGCUAAAGAAUCAAUUGAUGAAGCUCGUGCACAUGUGGCAUCUAUGAUUCAGGCCAAGCCAGAAGAUAUAAUAUUCACAUCAGGAGGAACUGAGGCUAACAAUAUGGUAAUUUUUGGAAUCUUGGAAUAUUUCAAAAGAUUCACAGAUACAGUGUCAUCUACUAAAAUUCCUAAGAAUGAUAAUACAGGGAAACCUCAUGUCAUCACAACAAAUGUAGAGCACGAUGCUGUGAUAUUGCCUUUGAGAUAUCUUGAAAGGAGAGGAGAUAUUGAUUUAUCUAUUGUCCCUGUUGCUUCUAAUGGAAGCAUUUCAGUGGAGGAUGUUAUGUCACAUGUAAAACAGAAAACAUGCUUAAUUACAGUGAUGCAUGCUAACAAUGAAACUGGAGUGAUUAUGCCAGUGGUUGAAAUAGGCAGAUCUUUGAAAAAAUUGAACAAUGAAAGGAAAUCAAAAGGUUAUGUCAGAAUUUUGUAUCAUACAGAUUCUGCACAGGCAAUUGGCAAAAUAACAGUAGAUGUGAAUGAAAUGCAUGUUGAUUACCUCACAAUAGUGGGUCAUAAGUUCUAUGGUCCUCGAAUUGGGGCUUUGUUCGUCCGUGGCCCUGCCUCUGUGUCUCCCAUUCAGCCAAUGUUCUAUGGUGGGGGACAGGAAAGGGGCUGGCGACCUGGAACGGAAAACACACCCAUGAUUGUUGGUUUAGGAGAAGCUGCUCGCCUUGUCCAUGACAAUCUUCACUCAUACCAGGAUCACAUGCUUUCGAUCAGAACUUAUUUAGAAGAAAAACUCACGGAGACUUUUGGAAAAGACAACAUUCGUUUUAACUGUUCAUCGUCUGAGCGUCUGCCAAAUACCAGCAAUAUUUCUCUUGUUGGAAAUGGACUUUAUGGACAUGUUCUGUUAUCCAAGUGCCAGUUCCUUACUGCAAGCAUUGGUGCAGCAUGCCACAAGCAGAAUAAACCUUCAGGAAUCCUUCUUGCUUCAGGAAUUCAGGCUGAGAUGGCAGCAAAUGCAAUUCGCUUAAGUGUGGGUCGUGAUACAACAAAAGCUGAUGUAGAUUCAAUUGUGAGUGAUUUACUACAAGCUGUAACUACAGUGCAACAGCAACAUAAGGAAACCAACUACCGGAACUCUCAUGAAAACAAUUAACUAAUAACCCCUCAGAACCUGAAAGACCUUUUUCACAGAAGAAAAAUUACAAGAUAUUUUCUGUAUAAGAAAAUUAAUUUCUUUAAUUACUGGAAGCUUUUUGCCAUUGGUUAUUGUAAUAUUUGAGGAUGAAUUUUUGUACAAUCAUUUUCAGAAAUUAUUAUUUUUAUUCUUACAAUACAAUAAUUUUUAACAUACUUACAAUAUUAACUUAAGGUAUGCCUCGAAUGCAAGAUCAAUAUCAAUCGUGUAACUUUCUUCAAAUCAUAAUAAAAUUUUUACAAAAUUGAAUAUUGUAAAUAACACAUAAUGUCUGCAUAUAUGUGCAUUAUGUUUAUAUGUAAAUGUAAAAUAAAUGUAUGUGUGUAGUUUUAGAAGUAGAAGAAUGAGUUUUGAAUGUCUAGUUCUAUAGUAAACGGACCCAAAUUUUUGCAGUAAUCUGUACUAAUGUAAUUCUACAAAUGAAAACAAUAAACCCAAUCUAUGGUAAACGCAUUAUUUUGUGCGAUUUGUUUUGAGAAAAGGUUUAGACUUUCUUGCAAGAUUGCAAAUUAUUUACUUCACUUCCCUUGCAAUAUUUUUUGUAGAAUAUGGAUUGACAGUUUUUCAUAUUGAUGAAUGAAUAAUUAUUUGAUUAAUAAUGUAAUAGCAACUUCAUUUUUAUUGGAGGCAUUAGUUGUGAGACUUUAUAUUUCAUACAUUAUUUUUACGGACUGAAUUAUUUCAAACUGCUAGUAAAAGCAUACAAAUUUACAGACAUCUCUUGUUUAAAUAGAAUUUUUCCACAAUUAUUUAUUUUAUUAAUAUAGAAAAAUACAUUAACUAAAUAUGAAUUAAAUUCAUUUGUUUACUUUGUACAUUUUUCA
Gryllus bimaculatus (two-spotted cricket) is the source of this 2463-nucleotide messenger RNA. Lineage: Eukaryota; Metazoa; Arthropoda; Insecta; Orthoptera; Gryllidae. The record is from the annotation of a GenBank genome assembly.